GGGAGAACUGGCCUUCUUUACCCGAUGAGCCCCGCGCGCUGGCCGGAGGAAAGCCGGCUUGGGUUUGAACAAAUCAAAUCGAAGGAAAGAAACUGCCGGCUUUCAAAAUCCUCCUCCUCCGCCAUCAUCAGCUACAGUGCAGAGAGCAGGUGUAGGAGGCGCGAGUGACUAGGUACUCCGGGAGCGCGGUCUGACAGACAGACAGGCGGGCUGGGCACCGGGACGGCUGACCCCAGGGCAGCGACUCGACCGGACCUGACCUGACUAGAUUGGCGUCCGUCUAGCCCGACAGACGUGCGCGCUCGGCUCGCCCCGCGCGGCGGCGCCGCCUAUUCACGUUUGCAGAUCUCCAGCAGAGCCCACCAUUGUAGGCACCAUGGCCUCUGAAGACAUCGCCAAGCUGGCAGAGACUCUGGCUAAAACCCAGGUGGCUGGAGGACAGCUGAGUUUCAAGGGCAAGAGCCUCAAACUGAACACUGCUGAAGAUGCUAAAGACGUGAUUAAAGAGAUUGAAGACUUUGACGGCUUGGAAGCACUGCGCUUGGAGGGCAACACAGUGGGUGUGGAAGCAGCUCGGGUCAUCGCCAAGGCCUUAGAGAAGAAGUCAGAGUUGAAGCGAUGCCACUGGAGCGACAUGUUCACGGGGCGCCUGCGGUCUGAGAUCCCUCCGGCACUGAUCUCACUAGGGGAGGGACUCAUCACUGCUGGGGCCCAGCUGGUGGAGCUGGACCUAAGUGACAACGCAUUUGGGCCUGAUGGCGUCCGUGGAUUUGAGACUCUGCUCAAGAGCCCAGCAUGCUUCACCCUGCAGGAGCUCAAGCUCAACAACUGUGGCAUGGGCAUUGGUGGCGGCAAGAUCCUGGCCGCAGCUCUGACCGAGUGUCACCGCAAGUCCAGCGCCCAAGGCAAGCCACUAGCCUUGAAGGUCUUUGUGGCUGGCAGGAACCGGCUGGAGAACGACGGAGCCACUGCUUUGGCAGAAGCUUUUGGAAUCGUUGGGACCCUGAGGGAGGUCCACAUGCCACAGAACGGGAUCAACCACCCUGGCGUCAUGGCCCUGGCCCAGGCCUUUGCUAUCAACCCUCUGCUACGGGUCAUCAACCUCAACGACAACACCUUCACUGAGAAGGGCGCAGUGGCCAUGGCCGAGACCCUGAAGACCUUGCGGCAGGUGGAAGUGAUCAACUUUGGGGACUGCCUGGUGCGCUCCAAGGGUGCUGUAGCCAUUGCAGAUGCCAUGCGUGGGGCUCUGCCCAAGCUCAAGGAGCUAAACCUGUCAUUCUGUGAAAUCAAGCGAGAUGCUGCCCUGGCUGUGGCGGAGGCUGUGGCUGACAAAGCUGACCUGGAGAAGCUGGAUCUCAAUGGCAAUGCGCUGGGAGAGGAGGGUUGUGAGCAGCUCCAGGAGGUGCUAGACAGCUUCAACAUGGCCAAGGUGCUGGCAUCCCUCAGUGAUGAUGAGGGUGAAGAUGAGGAGGAUGAGGAUGAAGAGGAAGAAGAGGAGGAGGAGGAAGAGGAGGAGGAAGAGGAGGAGGAAGAGGAGGAGGAAGAGGAGGAAGAGGAGGAACCACAGCAAAGACAAGGGGAGGAACCAGCCACGCCCUCGAGGAAGAUUCUGAACUCCAGCACGGGGGAGCUGGCCCCAUCGCUGUCCUCCGCACAACCCACCGACAUCUCUACCUUCCUGGCCUUCCCAUCCCCCGAGAAGCUGCUGCACCUUGGGCCCAAGAGCUCAGUGCUGAUAGCUCAGCAGACUGACACAUCCGACCCAGAGAAGGUGGUCUCAGCCUUCCUGAAGGUGUCGUCAGUGUUCAAGGACGAAGCCACAGUGAGGACUGCAGUGCAGGAUGCAGUAGAUGCGCUCAUGAGGAAGGCCUUCAGUUCCUCAGCCUUCAAUGCCAACGCCUUCGUCACCGGGCUGCUGGUUCACAUGGGCCUGCUCAAGAGUGAAGAUAAGAUCAAGGCUGUCACCAACCUCUACGGCCCCUUGAUGGCGCUGAACCACAUGGUGCAGCAGGACUACUUCCCUAAGGCUCUUGCACCCCUGCUGCUGGCCUUCAUCACCAAGCUGCAGGUUUGCUUUGCCAUUAAACUCACCACCAUCUGAGGACAUUCUGCACUCUGUGCCGCAGCUGUCCCGCCUGCCCUGCUGUCCUGCCACCUCCUGGGCUGUGCUGAAGCCUGGGCUGUUGCUGUCCGUGUGUUCUGCUGUCUCUAUGUUACGUUGUGAUGUCUUCUACCUGGCCUGGUCCUGCAGUGAUUGCUGUCCCCGCUGUUUAAUCCUGUUGUGCGCACCUCAAGGCCUAAGAAGCAGAGGCUCAGGGUGGAGUUGUCACAGAGGGCAGGACCCCAGCCCCUGCUCAUGUGGACCAGAAGAGACACCAGGGGCACCACCAGGUGGUCCAGGAGGAGCAGGACCUGGGGCUGUGCUGGCUCCUGCGGCCAGUGAGGGCCAAGCCAGAGGGGCGGGCACUGUGCCAGGCCCAGACCUGUUCUGCACAGGAAGGUGGAGCCGGUGCUCUGAUGCCUGGGCUGCAUCUGGGGUGCUCUUAAUCCCCUGGGGCAGGGAGGGUGGGGUGGGGCUGGACACCCCCGUGACUGCCUCAUGCUUCCCGUGUGCUCUCUGUGUCUGGGCUGUGCCUGGCAGCUUCACAAAUAAAGUCAGCUAUGACGGCUGGGGCGACCACGAAGCU
Fukomys damarensis (Damara mole-rat) is the source of this 2690-nucleotide messenger RNA. RefSeq names its product Ran GTPase activating protein 1 (gene Rangap1). Gene Ontology annotation, biological process: activation of GTPase activity; nucleocytoplasmic transport; signal transduction. The record is from RefSeq and is a predicted model, not a curated record. Gene Ontology annotation, cellular component: perinuclear region of cytoplasm; nucleus; cytosol. NCBI's taxonomy places the organism in Eukaryota, Metazoa, Chordata, Mammalia, Rodentia, Bathyergidae. Gene Ontology annotation, molecular function: small GTPase binding; GTPase activator activity. The transcript is spliced from 16 exons. The coding region runs from base 377 to 2104 and encodes 575 amino acids.